AUGUGCGCCGACGUCUUUACGAGCUGCCUCACGACGCCGAUCACGGUCGCCCUCCGCUGGUUCCUCUCCCAGAACGAGCGCAGCAUGGGGCAUUUGGAGCCAAGCGUGAUCGACCGCAUUCCAGGCAAGCUCACGGACCGCAAGACGCCGCUGGGCGAACUCAACUGGAUCUUCACGGCCAUCACCGACACGAUCGCGUGGAACCUCCUCCCCGCGCCCCUCUUCCAAACCCUCUUCCGGCAGGACCUCCUCGUCGCGUCGCUCUUCCGCAACUUUUUGCUGGCCGAGCGCAUCAUGACGACGCUCGGCUGCACACCGUGCUCGUUGCCCGCGCUGCCCUCGACGGCCCACCACCCGCUCUGGCGCAGCUGGGACCUGGCGGCCGAGACGUGCCUCUCGCAGCUCCAGGCCGUGCUGUCGCCGCCCAGCAUUCCGCAAGAGAUUACGUUCCACCACUCGCGCUUCUUUGCCGAGCAGCUCAUGGCGUUCGAGGUCUGGCUCGCGUUUGGCUCGAAAUCCAAGCCGCCGCCGCAGCAGCUGCCGAUCAUUCUGCAGAUGCUGCUCAACCAAGCGCUGCGCGUGCGUGCGCUUGUUCUUCUGACGCAGUUUUUCGACUUGGGGCCGCACGCCGUGAACCUCACCUUGUCCGUCGGCAUCUUCCCGUACGUCGAACGCCUCUUGCAGUCGCCCGCGCCCGAACUCCGACACGUCCUCGUCUUUGUCUGGGCCAAAAUCGUCGCCCUUGACACGUCGUGCCAAGUCGACCUGGUCAAGAUUGACGGCCAGCAGUACUUUCUGAACCACCUCAUGACGCCGCUGCUGCCGCCCGACCAAAAGGCCAUGACGCUCUUCGUGCUCUCGGUGCUCUGCCACGAGUAUGCGACGGGGCAGCAGGCGUGUCUCCAGAACGGCCUCCUCAAGCGCGUCACGCUCUUCUUGGCCGACCCGCACCCGCACGUCCGCCAGUGGGCGUGCCUGGCGCUAAGCAAGGCGUGGGAGGUUUUUGAGCCUGCGAAAGCGUCGGCGCUCGAAGACAAAGUCCAUUUGCACUUGCACAAGGUCGCGCAAACCGACGCUGCGCCGGAAGUGCGCGCAUCGGCCGUCUUUGCGCUCGGGACGCUCCUCGGCCACCACCCGUCGCUGGAUCUGCCCAUCGCCAGCGACUGCCUCGUGCCGGCGCUCUCGGACGCGUCGCCACUCGUGCGCAAGGAAACGAUCUUGGCGCUCGCGCACCUCGUGCUGCACCCGCACUACCAGCCGCCCUUUGAGCACCUCGCCCAGCACACGCGCAAGUCGACGGGCUCGGAGGCGGUGCCCGACGCCGUCGCCGGGUUGGGGCCCCACGCGCCGCACUACGCCAAGGUGUGGACCGCGCUCAAGGAGAUGCAGCAGCACGAUCCGUUCACGCCGCUGCGGCCGCUCGUCAAGAUGAUCGUGUCGCGCGUCAACACGGGCGCCCUCGGGCACACGCUCUCGCCGUCGCACGGCCGCCUGCACCGCGACAACUCGCUCCCGAGCUUGCUCACCAACAGCGGCCGCGUCGUGGCUGGUCGCCCGCCCAAGCCCAGCGUCCUCGCGUCGCAGCACGGAUCGCUCAACAACUUUGGCGGCCUCGAGGCGCCCGUGGCCGAGGUCCACCGGCUUCCGGACGCACUCGUGAGCUCUCUGUACCGCUGGGCAUGCGCCAAGUUUAACCGCCCGCUCCUCGAGUCGGUCGACAGCCACGAAGACGACGAGCUCGACCCGCUGAGCGCCCAAGGUAGAAACAUCAUGCUCGCAUGGCGUAUGACCGCGCGUAGGUGCGGUGCGGCUGGAGCGCCAGCGCCGCAACGCCCGCUGGAAGCUCCUCGCGUCGCAGCUCCGCGUCGAAAAGGAAGAACGUAUGUCGUUGAAUGUGAAACUCAAAAAGCUCAAGAAUCGCUAGAGCUGGCAGGGUACUCGCUCAACUUGCGCCAGAGCGCGCUCCUCAACACGGACUCGGACAUGACGUCGCUCCUCGUGUUCCACCCGUACGCGAGCUUGCUCGUCGUCGCCGACGCGACCGACCAGCUGAGUGUCUGGAACGUCGACACGAGCGAGCGCUGCCACUCGUUUGCGAAUUUGAACCCGCGCGCGUCGCGCCUCACGGCCGUCGGGUGGAUCAACGAGGACGACCGCGCGCUGCUCUACUGCGCGUCCGACGACGGCGUCGUCAAGCUUUACCACGACGUACGGACUGGAGCUACCAAGCCGCAGCUCGCGCUCGCCUUUACGGCCGUGCCGGACCUGGUCCCGGGCACGCGCGGGUCGGGGCUUGUGACGGCGUGGCAGCAGCAGGCAGGCUUGCUCUUUGCCGCCGGCAACUCGAGCGUCGUGCGGGGCUGGGACCUCCAGCAAGAGCGCUGCGUCUACCAAGCGCCGACGCAGACCGACGCGUGCGUGACGACCAUGGCGACCGACGAAGCCAUUGGGGGACUUGUCGUCGCGGGCUGCGGCGACGGCACGCUGCGUCUCUACGACCCGCGGGCCAAGUCGGACGUCAAGGCCAUUUUGCGCGAACACUCGUCGUGGAUCGUGGGGACCCACUUGUACCCGACCAAGUACGAGCUGCUCUCGGGCAGCGUCACGGGCGAGCUCAAGUUUUGGGAUCUGCGCCACCAAAAGGUUAGCGUCAAGACGCUCGAGGCGCACCGGUCGCCGAUGACGGCGCUCAGCGUCCACAACUACGCGCCGCUCUUUGCGAGCGGGUCGCACAAUCAAUUUAUCAAGGUGUUUCGCCACGACGGCGAGCAAAUGGCGCUCAUCCGGUACCACGAAGGCUUUCUCGGCGAGCGCAUCGGCCCCGUCUCGUGCCUCGCGUUCCACCCGCACCGCCUCCUCCUCGCCGCCGGCGCCACCGACUCGCUCGUCGCCCUCUACUCGGCCGACAAGUCGUAA
This is a messenger RNA of Saprolegnia parasitica CBS 223.65, 2916 nucleotides long. RefSeq lists its product as hypothetical. Gene Ontology annotation, molecular function: protein-macromolecule adaptor activity; protein binding. The record is from RefSeq and is a predicted model, not a curated record. NCBI's taxonomy places the organism in Eukaryota, Oomycota, Saprolegniomycetes, Saprolegniales, Saprolegniaceae. The transcript has 17 exons. Gene Ontology annotation, cellular component: cytoplasm; TORC1 complex. Bases 1 to 2916 code for a protein of 971 amino acids. Gene Ontology annotation, biological process: regulation of autophagy; positive regulation of protein serine/threonine kinase activity; TOR signaling.